CACUACCACUUGAAAUUCCGAAAAAGGUUACUACUUCCAAACCCAGUCACACCGGAAUUACAGGGGCACUAGCUAAUAAUGACUAGUCGCGUUAUACAAACGUCAACUAGAAGUUUCUUUGGCCAACGUUUCAACCAUGUUCGAUUCAGAUCAGCGUUAUUGACUUCGAGGAGCAACAUGUCUGAAUCGGAUCGAAUUGUCCCACUGGCAGCGACACACCUACAGGAUUCAGAAGGCUUCCACACAUCCAAUGCUCGUGUCUAUACUUCCUACGACCCUGCGAACCCUCCAUCCCAUCCGGGGGCGGAUUGGACUCGCUUUGUAUGCAUCAGCGACACCCAUUCUCGUACUUUCAGUGUUCCCUCUGGGGAUGUCCUACUUCACUCUGGUGAUCUCAGCCGGCUAGGUCGAGAAGACGAGAUUCGUGUUACGAUAGAGUGGUUGCAUAGUCUGAACCAUAGCGUCAAAAUUAUUAUAGCGGGAAACCAUGACCUACCUCUUCACGAGGAGUGGUACGAGGACAGUUACUACGGCUUCCACGACAAGAAGGAGUCACCAACCACGAUUAGAAGCCUCGUCGACAGUGAUGCAAAUCGUGAUCGAGGCCUAAUCUAUUUGCAGGACGAACGAUAUACUUUCAGCACUAAGGAGGGUGGAAGGGAAUGGUCUGUAUAUGGCUCUCCGUGGCAACCCUAUUUCGGCGGCUGGGCUUUCAAUUACUUGCCUGAGGAAGCCUCUGACCGCGUUUCCGGAAUAUCCGAGGUCGACAUCCUUCUCACUCAUGGCCCACCGCAUAACGUUCUUGACAAAACCUUUACCAAUAUCAAUGCUGGGUGCCCUGCACUACUCGCACACCUUUCCAAGAUGCGGGGGCCUCCGCUUCUCCACGUCUUCGGUCAUAUACACGAAGCACGUGGCGCCAUGCGGUAUCCCUGGUUGCAGGUGGAGGGAGACCAAGAUUCUUCGAAUGCAGAAUGCACACCCCCUCUGGGAAUGAAAGAGACGAUAAUGGUGAAUGCAGCUAACCAGCCUCUCGGGCGUCAGGCCAUUAAACCUGGACCAAGUGGUCAGAGGAUCCCAUGCGGUGGUCCAGGCUUUCAACCCAUUAUUGUUGACCUAUUGGACUCGGCUAUGCAGCCAGAAAUGUAAACGACUACGACAUCCGCCCUGUAAUAUGACUACCCACUGUAACUUAGCUAAGACUGUCGUCCCUUAACUGUUACGCCAAAAGGCAGUGAUACUGAAAGCUUAUGUUUCAGUGUCGCAGACAGUAUUCAUGUAGAUUAUGGGAACUCUAGUA
Molecule: messenger RNA, 1300 nt
Organism: Suillus subalutaceus
Lineage: Eukaryota; Fungi; Basidiomycota; Agaricomycetes; Boletales; Suillaceae
Product: Metallo-dependent phosphatase-like protein
Exons: 8
Coding region: 79-1149 (356 amino acids)
Molecular function (GO): hydrolase activity
Source: RefSeq, a predicted model, not a curated record